This is a messenger RNA of Rhagoletis zephyria (snowberry fruit fly), 1382 nucleotides long. Its product is annotated as tyrosine aminotransferase-like. Gene Ontology annotation, molecular function: pyridoxal phosphate binding; L-tyrosine:2-oxoglutarate transaminase activity. Gene Ontology annotation, biological process: L-phenylalanine catabolic process; biosynthetic process; L-tyrosine catabolic process. Lineage: Eukaryota; Metazoa; Arthropoda; Insecta; Diptera; Tephritidae. The record is from RefSeq and is a predicted model, not a curated record.
AUGCCGUCAAGUGGUUUAGAGGAUAAUAUUUCGUUGACUAAAAGUGCUAACGAUACCUUAAUCAAAGUCCACAACAACAACAGCGGUGACCUCAAAUUAAAGCAAAAUGUACGGAAGGGUUGGAAUAUCAAAGCUUCAAAAAUCUCCUCUCUCUCACAUAAUCGCAUUCGCGCCAUUGUGGAAUCACUACAGAUCAAGCCGAAUCCCGAAAAGCCGAUGAUACCAUUAACAAUAGGCGAUCCGACGACAUUCGGUAACCUACGCGCUUCAGAAGCAACUAUCAAGGCCGUACAACGGUCGCUUGAAAGCGGUGAUUAUAACGGCUACGCACACUCACUGGGCCACGAAAAAGCGCGUCGUGCCAUCGCAAAAUACAGCGCUCACCAAAGCAUCGAUGAAAUAAAUUACGAGAAUGUUUUAAUAUGCAGCGGCUGCUCAUCGGCGCUGGAGUAUUGCAUUCUGGCGUUAUGCGAUAGAGGACAAAAUCUGCUCGUACCACGUCCUGGCUUUUGCCUGUACAAAACGCUAUCCGAUGGUUUGGACAUAGAGAUACGAUACUAUGAUUUGUUGCCAGAACGUCGGUGGGAGGCCGAUUUGCGUCAGCUGGAGAGCUUAAUUGAUGAUAAGACAGCCGCAUUGCUAAUAACUAAUCCGAGUAAUCCUUGUGGCAGCGUGUUUAGUCAGAAGCAUCUGGAGGAUAUGCUAGCUAUAUGCGAACGACACUAUUUGCCAGUUAUAGCGGAUGAGAUUUACGAACACUUGGUCUUUCCCGGUUCUAAAUUCAUUGCUAUUAGUCGUUUAUCCAAAAACGUACCGGUACUCACAUGCAGCGGCACUACAAAACGAUUCCUUGUACCUGGUUGGCGUAUGGGUUGGAUAGUGGUACACGAUCGUGAAGAACGUUUGCGUGAAGCGAUUGCAGGCUUGAAGAGCAUGUGCGGUCGCAUUUUAGGCUCGAAUACAAUCGUACAGGGAGCUCUACCCGAAAUUUUACAGAAGACACCAAAGAGUUUCUUCGAUGACGUGAUUAAUACAAUCUAUGCUAAUGCGCGUUUGUCAUAUCACUUGUUGAAGGCAGUACCCGGUCUUAAUCCAAUAAUGCCAGAGGGCGCCAUGUACAUGAUGAUUGGCAUAGAUGUAGAGCAUUUCCCUGGCAUCAAGAACGACACACAUUUCGUACAGGAAUUGGUGAAUGAGCAAAGUGUUUUUUGUCUGCCGGGUUCGUGCUUUGAUUGUCCAAAUUUUGUACGCAUAGUUCUAACUGUACCUGGAGACUUAAUGAACGAGGCAUGCAUGCGAAUAGCGGAAUUUUGUGAGAACCACUAUAGAAAUGAUGAUAGCAUUAAUGAAAAUGAAAUUUUAAAAUACAGCUAAAAUACUAA